Dryobates pubescens (Downy woodpecker) is the source of this 924-nucleotide messenger RNA. Its product is annotated as G-protein coupled receptor 55. Gene Ontology annotation, cellular component: membrane. Lineage: Eukaryota; Metazoa; Chordata; Aves; Piciformes; Picidae. The coding region runs from base 1 to 924 and encodes 307 amino acids. Gene Ontology annotation, biological process: positive regulation of Rho protein signal transduction; phospholipase C-activating G protein-coupled receptor signaling pathway. The record is from RefSeq and is a predicted model, not a curated record. The transcript has a single exon. Gene Ontology annotation, molecular function: G protein-coupled receptor activity.
AUGACCAACAGCAGCAGGGAAUGCGCCUUUACAGAUGUCGACAAAUUAGCAAAGACCCUGCAGUUCGGGAUCUCCAUCCCCACCUUCGUUCUCGGGCUGCUUCUCAACACCCUGGCCCUCCUUGUGUUUUGCUGCUUUUGGAAGAAACAGACCAAAACCUCAGUCUAUAUGAUCAAUCUUGCACUCGCAGACAUGUUGCUGAUUCUCUCGCUCCCACUCAAGCUAUACUACUCUGUCACAGAAGCUCCAGGUCUCCUGUGCGCAUUCAUACAGUCUCUCUAUUUCGUCAACAUGUACGUCAGUAUCUUCGUCAUUGUCUGCAUUACUAUUGACAGAUACAUCUGCAUAAGGCACCCCUUUGAGGGUAGAGCUAACCAAUCCCCUAAAUGGGCUAUCUUGAUUUGUGGCUUCAUCUGGGCAGUGGCUUGGCUUUGCAGCAGCCCACUGUAUGUGUUUCAAGAUAAAACAUGUUUAAAAUGCUUCCACAACAUGUCAGACAAUACCUGGAGCAUACCUAUGAUUGUUUCUGUGGAAAUCUUUGGAUUUCUGAUCCCACUCACAGUGAUGGUUUUCUGCUGUGCCCAAAACAUCUGGACUCUUCUGAAUCAUAAAAGUCAAGCUGAAAGUAUGGUAGAAAGCAGCAGCUCCUUACGAGUCAUUAUGAACCUCGUGGUGUUUUUGGUGUGCUUCACACCCAUCCACCUUGGGAUUUGCCUACAGUGCCUGGUAAGACAGCAUGUGAUAAAGGAUUGCAGUCUGAAACAAACCAUCAGCCUCUUCAUUCAGGUGUCGAUGACAUUAGCCAACCUGAACUGCUGCCUGGAUGCCAUCUUUUAUUACUUUGCUGCAACAGAAUUUCGUGAGAAAACACACCUGAAAAAGGUUAUUGAACGAUGUCCUGUCUUCAAGCCUUGCCCUGCAUGA